AUGAAGAACAACAAGUAUAGUUGCAGGCCUGUUUUGCUGGUAAACUACAACUUGCCACCUGAUUUAUGCAUGAAGAAGGAGAACAUAAUGCUUACAUUGGUGAUUCCUGGUCCACAUCAGCCUGGAAAUAGCAUUGACGUCUACUUAGAGCCGCUCAUAGAAGAUUUAGAACAUCUGUGGAAUCACGGAAAGCUAACAUAUGACGCAUACAGUAAGUCUACUUUCACUCUCAAGGCGAUGAUGCUUUGGACGAUAAGUGAGUUCCCAGCUUAUGGAAAUCUUGCAGGCUGCAAAGUGAAAGGUAAAAUGGGCUGCCCUUUGUGUGGGAAAAAUACGGACUGUAUGUGGUUGAAGUUCAGUCGGAAACAUGUAUACAUGUCUCAUAGAAAGGGACUGCCACCAACACAUAGCUUUCGGGGAAAGAAGUCUUGGUUUGAUGAGAAAGUGGAAUAUGGCAGAAAGGGAAGAAUUUUGAGCGGUCGUGAAAUAUCAAGGAAUCUCAGAAAUUUCAAGAACGAUUUUGGAAACUUGAAACGAUCCGCUAGAAAGAGGAAAAAGCCUGUGUGUACAUCUGUAGUCGCUGAAGUUGACGUUCUAUCAAGUGAAUCAGAGGAAGAUGAAGAGGAAGAAUUAGAAGUAGAUGCAGAGGAGUUACUGCGGUGGAAGAAAAACUCAAUCUUUUUCAAGUUAUCUUAUUGGAAGGAACUCCCUGUGAGACAUAACUUGGACGUGAUGCAUGUAGAGAGGAAUGUGGUUGCAAGUAUAGUGGCUACAUUGUUGUAUUGUGGAAAGUCAAAGCAUGGUCUUCAAGCUCGUAAAGAUCUAGAGGAGCUUGGUAUUAGGAAGGAUCUACAUCCAACCAUCCAAGGAAAAAGAACGUAUCUACCAGCUGCACCUUGGUCCCUUUCCAAGACGGAGAAGAAGUUUUUUUGCAGACGACUGUUUGACUUCAAAGGCCCUGAUGGAUAUUGCUCAAACAUAUCAAGAGGUGUGUCAUUGGAUGACUGUAAGAUCACGGGCCUGAAAUCGCAUGACUAUCACGUCCUAAUGCAACAACUUCUUCCCAUUGCACUUAGAGGAUUGCUACCUAAAGGUCCUAGACUAGCAAUAGUACGCUUAUGCAUGUUUUUCAACCAUUUGUGUCAGCGAAUCAUAGAUAGAGAACAACUUCUGGUAAUGGAAGCUGAGAUUGUUGAGACUCUUUGCAUGUUCGAGAGAUUUUUUCCUCCAAGCUUUUUCGACAUAAUGGUGCAUCUGACGGUACAUCUAGGAAGGGAAGCCCGACUUGGUGGUCCAGUUUAUUUCAGGUGGAUGUACCCAUUUCAAAGGUAUAUGAAAGUCCUGAAGGACUUUGUGAGAAAUUCUGCUAGACCAGAGGGAUGCAUCGCAGAGUCAUAUCUUGCAAAAGAAUGCAUCCAGUUUUGCAGUGACUUCCUCAGGAAUACAACAAGUGUUCAAGAUAAACUUGAUAGGAACAUCGAGUAUGAAAAUGUUUCCAUUUUGGAGGGUCGUCCAAUCUCUGCAGGCUCUCCAAUAACUCUUGAUUCUACACGCCAUGGUGAAACACUUAAAUGGUUGGCUUAUGGGCCUCGUUGCUCUGCGAGAUCAUACACAGGAUAUAUAGUGAAUGGGCAAUGGUUUCACACAAAUUCAGUUGAUAGAAAAUGUCAGAAUAGUGGGGUUUUUUAUGAGGCUACAUCCGUCUGUAGGUCUAGUGCGAAAGACACAUCACAAGUGGACGAUUGGGUCUCUUACUAUGGCAGAGUUUCAGAAAUUAUUUUGUUGGAUUAUAAUGUGUUCUACGUGGCUCUAUUUCGGUGCCAGUGGGCAGUACUGGGUAAUGGAGUUAAGAUAGACGAUGGUUUCACACUUGUCAAUCUGCAUCACAGUCAGACCUCUUUCUUGAGAGAUCCAUACAUAUUAGCCUCACAAGCGAAGCAGGUUUUUUACUCUAGGGAAGAUGAGCUAUCAAAUUGGUAUGUGGUAAUGAGAGGUCCUUCAAGAAGAUACAGCAAAGAAGAAGUCCAAGAAGGAAAUGCGGACAUUGGGCAAUUGCCAUCAACUGUUGUCAUGGAUGAAUCUGAGAUUUCACGAUGUGAUUGUGAAGGCAUAUAUGUUUGA
Molecule: messenger RNA, 2121 nt
Organism: Microthlaspi erraticum
Lineage: Eukaryota; Viridiplantae; Streptophyta; Magnoliopsida; Brassicales; Brassicaceae
Source: the annotation of a GenBank genome assembly